CAAGCUCCCUUGACUCAUCACGGCUGCCAGAAGAUGCCUCAUCAUGAGAAGUGACAACCAGAGCUACUUCUGGGACCCCCCACAGGACUUCAUUCUCCUGGGCAUCUCGGACAGGCCAUGGCUAGAGCUCCCACUCUUUGUAGUUCUCCUGGUGUCCUAUGUUCUGGCUAUGCUGGGAAACAUCGCCAUCAUCACCGUGUCCCAGCUGGAUCCCCAGCUUCACAGCCCCAUGUAUAUUUUCCUUAGCCACCUCUCCUUCCUGGACCUCUGCUACACCACCACCACCGUCCCUCAGAUGCUGGUCAACAUGGGCAGUUCCCAGAAGACCAUCACUUAUGGUGGCUGCACCGUGCAAUAUGCCAUUUUCCACUGGCUGGGCUGCACUGAGUGCAUUGUCUUGGCCGCCAUGGCUCUGGACCGCUACGUGGCCAUCUGUGAGCCACUCCGGUAUGCCAUUAUCAUGCACCGCCCGCUCUGUCAGCAGCUGGUAGCGAUGGCCUGGCUCAGCGGUUUUGGCAAUUCCCUUGUUCAGGUCAUCCUGACAGUGAAGCUGCCUUUCUGUGGGCAGCAGGUGCUGAACAACUUCUUCUGUGAGGUGCCAGCCAUGAUCAAGCUGUCCUGUGCCGAUACCACAGUGAAUGAUGCCACGCUGGCUGUGCUGGUGGCCUUCUUUGUGCUGGUCCCUCUGGCCCUCAUCCUUCUCUCCUAUGGCUUCAUUGCUCGGGCAGUGCUGAGGAUCCAGUCCUCCAGGGGACGACACAAGGCCUUUGGGACCUGUUCUUCCCAUUUGCUGGUGGUUUCCCUUUUCUACCUACCUGCCAUCUAUAUGUACCUGCAGCCCCCAUCCAGUUACUCUCAAGAACAGGGCAAGUUUAUCUCCCUCUUCUACUCCAUAAUCACCCCCACCCUCAACCCUUUCAUCUAUACCUUGAGGAAUAAGGACGUGAAGGGGGCUCUCAGAAGACUCCUGGCAAGGAUUGGGAGGCUGUGUGGACGGUGAAGGUCUAACCUGGGAAGAGCUGCAUAAAUCGCAGAAGGCUGAGCAAGGACUCGGGAAGGUGGGGGUAUACCUCAGUGGUACAGCCCUUGCCUGGCAUGUGUGAGGUCCUGAGUUCAACUCCCAGGACUGUGGAAAAUGCUUAGAACUGUAAGUUCUUUGAGAAAUUUGAAAGCUUAAAAAAAUCCAUCUCAAAAUACUUCACUUUCUAUGUGGUGAUGAUGCUUAAGUUGAGCAUCUAAGAGGUUGAUUCUUGAAGCACAAUCCUAAGAAGACAUAUAGCUUCAAGAAUCAAUUGUGUAAAUGACUUGAUGCUCACCAGUACGUGUUAGACUACUGGAUUCCUCAUUUCCUAGUUCUUUCCUUUUUUUCCCUCUUCCUAUAUUUCCUCUAUGGUUUCCUAUUUAUCUCUUUUUAAGCCUUUGUCUUCCUUUGCAGUCACUCCAGACGUGCACAAUAUGAGCCUGACACACAGUCUUAUCUAUAAUAAGCAUCUGUUCUUCAUGGACUGAAAUCUUGAUAGAUGUAUUUUUUCCCAAUAUGUCACAAGAACUAUGUGACUGAACUCUUCUUUUGUUACCAUAGAUGAUUUUCUUCUUCUUCCUGGGUUCAAACUGCCUUCAUAGAAAGUUUUCCCACCACUGACUGAGAACUACUGUCAAUCUUUCUGCUGCGGGGCUAGAAGAGUAGGAUAUAUUGGUGAAAACAGAUAGACCUAACCUCUCGCGUUACAGAUGGGCAUGUCCCCAGGAGAAUAUGGCAACAAGCAUGGUCAAUGCUAAAGACAAUAAAGCAUCACAUAAAAAUUUAAGAGCUUAGCUUGGAGAUGCUUAGCUUAGUCAUAGAGCUGGUGCCUAGCCUGGUCCU
This is a messenger RNA of Peromyscus californicus insignis, 1864 nucleotides long. RefSeq names its product olfactory receptor 2B11. The transcript has a single exon. Lineage: Eukaryota; Metazoa; Chordata; Mammalia; Rodentia; Cricetidae. Bases 44 to 1000 code for a protein of 318 amino acids. The record is from RefSeq and is a predicted model, not a curated record. Gene Ontology annotation, molecular function: olfactory receptor activity; G protein-coupled receptor activity. Gene Ontology annotation, biological process: G protein-coupled receptor signaling pathway. Gene Ontology annotation, cellular component: membrane.